Molecule: messenger RNA, 2379 nt
Organism: Penicillium maclennaniae
Lineage: Eukaryota; Fungi; Ascomycota; Eurotiomycetes; Eurotiales; Aspergillaceae
Product: putative ATP-dependent RNA helicase (Hrh1)
Exons: 4
Coding region: 1-2379 (792 amino acids)
Cellular component (GO): intracellular anatomical structure; catalytic step 2 spliceosome
Molecular function (GO): RNA binding
Source: RefSeq, a predicted model, not a curated record
AUGCCUGAGAAGGUGCACACUCAUUUCGGUGACUCGGACGGCGAGUCAUCUACCAGGGGGCCCAAGUCAACCUCAGAUCUAGCGCCCGUUGAGGACGGCGUUCGGAAGAAGAGGCGCGGCAAGAAGCGCAAGCUCGAUGAGGCUGCCAACAACCCCAAUCCGCGCAACGGCGAACCAAUUGAGGCCCCAAGGCCAACCCAAGAGCCUGCUUUGGUCGCUGAACCGGUGGUAAAAAAGCCUUUACUAGAUCCCAAAGCCGAAGUAAUCCAAGCUCCGUCGAACAAGACUCAAGUCGCAAAACACAAGCCCAAGCCUAAACCGAAGACCUUCACCGACACCAAGACGAACUUUGCUCCCCUCCGAGAAAAAGCCAGUGCGCUUUACGAACUCCGAAAGAAGCUCCCAAUCUUCGGCCAUGCCGAUGAAAUCCGCCAGAAGCUUCGCGAACAAGAUGUCAUGCUGCUGGUCGGUGAGACCGGUAGUGGAAAGAGUACGCAGAUCCCGCAAUUCCUGGUGAACGAAUUCUGGUGCCGACCGAUGCCCGUGCAAAUAACCCAAGAGGAUGGUUCCACGAAAUCUGCUACCGUGGGUGGAUGUAUCGCGAUUACACAGCCACGUCGAGUCGCUGCUAUCACGCUGGCUCGACGUGUCGCCGAGGAAAUGGGUACACCCUCGGCUCCGAGCAGGGUCGGCUACUCAGUUCGAUUCGAUACAUCUGUCUCGCCUAGCACUCGUGUCAAGUUCUUGACAGAGGGAAUGCUGUUGCAGGAAAUGUUGCAUGAUCCUUGGUUGACCAAGUAUAGCGCCAUCGUGGUUGAUGAGGUUCAUGAGCGUGGUAUCAACGUUGAUUUGACCGUUGGUUUCCUGCGCAACUUGGUUUCUGGGAACAAGGAGGGUCGCGGCGGUGUGCCUCUCAAGGUCGUGGUCAUGAGUGCUACAGCGGAUAUGGAGAGUCUGAUGGGAUUUUUCCAAGAGGGAUUUAAGAUGCAAGUUCAAGAGCAAAAGCGCAUUUCUAAUGGAGAUGCUAGCGAGAAGGAGAAGGCAGAGCCCGUCAAGGAGAUCACGGCCUGUCAUAUCAAAGGCCGACAGUUCCCCGUCAAAACUAUUUACUCGCCUGAGCCUGUGCACGAUUUUGUGGACGCAGCUCUCAAGGUCAUCUUCCAAAUCCACUACAAGGAGCCUAUGCCCGGUGAUAUCCUGGUUUUCUUGACUGGUCAGGAGACCGUAGAAGCUUUGGAGAAUCUGGUUAACGAGUACGCUACUGGGAUGGAUCCAUCGUUACCUAAGAUCCUGGUCCUGCCUUUGUUUGCGGCUUUGCCUCAAAUCGCUCAGCAGCGCGUCUUCCAGCCAGCACCACCACGCACCCGCAAGAUUAUCCUGGCAACUAACAUUGCUGAAACAUCCGUGACAGUCACUGGCGUGCGCUAUGUGGUGGACUGCGGCAAGGCAAAGUCCGCUGCUAUCCAGCGAAAGGGUCGUGCAGGUCGUGAGGCAGCCGGACAAUGUUUCCGUCUAUACACCGAGAAGGAUUACCUGGCUCUGGACGAGACAAAUACUCCCGAGAUCCUCCGAUGCGAUCUGAGCCAGGCCCUUUUGAACAUGAAAGCACGUGGUGUGGAUGAUAUUGUCAAAUUUCCAUUCUUGACGCGUCCACCGCGUGAGGCCCUAGAGAAAGCCUUGCUUCAGCUUCUCAAUAUCGAUGCGUUGGAAGAUUCGGGCAAGAUUAGCACUGUUGGCCAGCAAAUUGCCAAGCUCCCUCUCACACCCACGCUUGGACGAGUCCUAUUAGCGGCUUCGGAAAAUGGCCAUGAUGUUUUGCUCGAUGUGAUCGAUAUCAUCUCGUGUCUCAGCGUUGAGAAUAUCUUCCUCAACACCACGUCGGAAGAAAAGAAGGAAGCGGCCGAAUCGGCUCGACGAGAUCUGUAUCGACGGGAGGGCGAUCAUCUGACAAUGUUAUCAACGGUACGAGCGUAUGCGUCCGAGAAUGCCGACCGCAAGGCAUGGGCUGAGCGACACCUGGUCUCGCAUCGUGCGAUGCAGGCAGUCAUGGAUGUCCGCAAACAACUCCGGAAUCAGUGCCGCCAGGCCAAAUUACUCCCUCGAGAUGACGGACGGGAGCAUACGUCUGAUCCUUCACCGAUCCUUAUCCUGCAGAGCUUCCUGUGUGGAUUUGCGACCAAUACCGCCCGCCUGGUGCCAGAUGGAAGCUAUCGCACGGUGGUUGGCAACCAGACGGUAGCUAUCCACCCGUCGAGUGUGCUUUAUGGCAAGAAAGUGGAGGCGAUCAUGUACAAUGAGUUCGUCUUCACGAAUCGUAGCUAUGCACGCGGGGUUAGUGCGGUGCAGAUGGAUUGGGUCGGUGAGGCGCUGGCCGGUUAA